This is a messenger RNA of Thlaspi arvense, 932 nucleotides long. NCBI's taxonomy places the organism in Eukaryota, Viridiplantae, Streptophyta, Magnoliopsida, Brassicales, Brassicaceae. The record is from the annotation of a GenBank genome assembly.
GCGGCCCACUCAUUGGUCCGAGACGCAAUUUCUUCUCUCGUAGCUUUUUGAUUUUGAUUCCGGUUUCUGGAUUCAUCUAGAAUAUCUGAGAAAGUGCCCCUCUCCUUCCACCUGUUCUUUCUUCUCUCUCCUGAAGCUCUUCACUUGCUCUGUGCUCAAAAUUUUAAAAAGCCUCGCGACAAUCUCUAUAGCCACAGUUCGUCAUCUUCAUUCAAGAAUUUCAACUCGCAUCAUCCUAACUUUUUCGUUCUCUCGAAUUCAGUAGAUUUCAAUUUUCCUCUGAAGGCGUUGUUCGCCGUUUGACAAAAAAAAACAUGGCGGGAUACGAUUGCUUGCCGAUGAAGAUGAAGAGGAAGGAGAUUGACCGAGUGAACGACGAGUUCUCGGAUUUUUCCCUCUCUUCUCCUGCCAGGAAGAUUCGCCGACUGGAUUUGGAUUUGCCACCGAUUAUGGAGGAAGAAGUUGAUUUGCCGCCGGUUAUGGAGGAAGAGGAGAUCCAGUCUGCUCCGGCGAAUGAAGAGAGAGCAAUUGUUCUUUUCAAGCCUCUCCAACACUACUCACCUCAACUUUUUGUUGAUAGAAGCUUGAUUUCAGAAUUCAAUAAUAGAUUUCUUCACGAUGCAGCUGAUGAUCUCUAUGAUGAAGAUGAUAGAAGAAAGAAGAACCAAGCUGUUGUUCCAUGGAACCCAUCUCAGUUGCAGCUCCUGGGAUCCUGGGAACCGCCCAAGCCAGAGAUUGUUGAGUUGGAUGAGACAUGGAGCCAAUCUCUUAAGAUAAUACAUUUCCUGAGAGACCUAGGCUCAGAAUUAACGACGUUUCAGCUGCACCCUUCAGGCCACCCUAUCAAUCCUGACUUCCUGAGCUAUUUCUUGUUCUUGAGCAAACUAAAGGAAGCAACAACAACAGAAACUUGGAUGAACACGGAACUUGGA